Molecule: messenger RNA, 543 nt
Organism: Medioppia subpectinata
Lineage: Eukaryota; Metazoa; Arthropoda; Arachnida; Sarcoptiformes; Oppiidae
Source: the annotation of a GenBank genome assembly
AGUCAAGACGAAAGCAUUUAUGAUGUGUUUAUGAAUUUAAUACCGGAUAACAUAAUUGCGGCCACAUUUACGACACACUACACAGCACUGGUAGCCCUCGACCCCCACAACCUGACCCUGGGUUACAAGAAAGUGUCCGAACGGGCCUUUAAGCCAAAUAUGUUGGGUUUGUGUGUAUUCUCACUAAUACUGGGUUUUGCUGUUUUGCACUUGGAUUCAAAGGCAGACACUAUUCGCCAGUUAUUACACGAAACCAACGCUAUUUGCAUGAGAAUACUAUUGACAUUAAUCAGCGCACUAACAUUACCAGUUACUAUGAAAUGUAUGGAAGAGAAAAAUAAACUAUCACAAACUGUAUCGCAGUUUGUAUUACCCCUGGCAAUGACCAUGCACAUGCCAGGUGCGGCCACAUAUUACCCCAUGGUUAGUUUGUUUGUGGCACAAAUGCACGGCAUGACCAUCACGUUUCAGAUGACAAUCAGCCUAGUUGAAGGCAUACGAACGGCGACUAAUAUCACCGGCGAUUCAAUAAUACCCUAUUAU